Molecule: messenger RNA, 444 nt
Organism: Caenorhabditis remanei
Lineage: Eukaryota; Metazoa; Nematoda; Chromadorea; Rhabditida; Rhabditidae
Exons: 2
Coding region: 1-444 (147 amino acids)
Source: RefSeq, a predicted model, not a curated record
AUGCCACUGAAGGUAGCUCCAGCUGCUGAACACAGAGAAGAAGCGCUGCAGUCGCCGAACCAGCUUUUGAGGAGCACAAAAAUGAUGUUGAUCCAGCCCAUGAAACUCCAGCCGCUGAAGAGCACAAGGCUGAGCCCGCUAAAAGCUGCCACUGAAUCUCCUCCAGCCGCCAAGACAUCUCUCGAGAAACACAAGGAUGAUGCAGCUCCAUCGAAGUUUCAAGUUAAAGCCCAUGAAGAGGAGCAUAAAGAAGAAACUGAUGCUCUAUCAGGAGCUGUCCCAGGUGCCCCGGCUACAUUUGAGGAACACAAGGAAGAAGCAAGCUGCUCCAACUGUACUGGAGGCUCCACCAGAACACACUCAGAAACUCGAGCAAAAGAACACAAGGAGGAAGCUACUUUAUCAGAAGUUGCAGAAGAAGGAGGCUCAUGCCAAGCAUACUGA